AUGUUCCCUAAUUUGGAGGAGUUGUCAUUAGACUGCAAGUCUACCAUAUUGAUGCUGCAAUCUGAAUUCCCAACACAGUUCUUUUCCCAAGUAAAAGUUUGUGAGCUGUGCUUUUUUCCAAACAAAUCUCCUGCUUAUCUGUUUGGUUUCCUUCCAAGAUUAUCCAAUCUUGAAAAACCCGGAGUCCGUGAUUCUAAUCUAAAGGAGCUACUUCGAUUUGAAACACUCUGUAGUGACCAGCAAAAUGCCACUAUACUCCUACGGAUAAGGGCUUUAAAGCUAGAUAAUCUUGCCCCAUGCUCUGCAUCUUUCCAAAAUUUAACGACUCUGCAACUACGUCUAUGCAAUCGAUUGAAAAACUUGGUAGCAUCGUCAAUGGGCAAAAGUAUGGUGCAACUUGUGACAUUGAGUUUAAAAUCUUGCAAAAUGCUGAUGGAAAUAGUAGAAGGUGAAGACGAUGGAACAACAGAUGAGAUUGUUUUCAGCAAAAUGAAAACAUUAGAACUUGAAGAUUUACAGAGCCUCACAAGCUUCUGCUUGGGCAGUUACACUUUCAAAUUCCCAUGUUUACAACAAGUAACUGUUAUAAAAUGCCCCAACUUGAGGAUUUUCUGUUCCGGAGUCUUAUGCACACCAAAGCUACACAGUGUACUUACAGGCUAUGAUGAGCAAAAAUGGAGUUGGAAAGGCAAUCUCAAUGCCACAAUUGAACAGUUGUACAAUAAAGCGGAUGGAUUUGGAACGAUCUGCGAUAUGACACUCUCCAACUAUCCCAUGUUGAAAGAAAAAUGGCAUGCCCAAUUUCCAUUCGAGUACUUCCAGUAUUUACGUAAGUUGGUUGUGGACGAGUGUUCAUUUUUCCCAAAUGCUAUAUCAUCAAAUCUACUGCAGCACUUGUACCGGUUGCGAGCGCUGGUUGUAGAAAAAUGUGAUUCAGUAAAAGACGUGUUUGAGUUCGAAGGUCUAAAUGCUGUUAAAGAUGACUUCAGGCCUAUGGAAACAUUAAAUCAGCUGCAAUUAAUUGAUUUGCCUAGGUUGAGGCAUGUGUUCAAUGAGGAUCAUAAAGGAAUUUUGACCUUUAAGAACCUGACAUUGCUGAAAGUUCAUAAUUGCAGCAACUUAACUAAUGUAUUUACUGUGUCCAUGGCUUUGGGUCUUGUAAACCUCCAACAUAUGGAAGUAAAAAGAUGUAGUUUGGUGGAACAGAUCAUCACAAAAGAGUCUUCAGAUGAGGAAAUGAUGAGGGAUAAGACCAUAUUUCCAUCAUUGCAGUCCAUAAGUCUCGAGUGUUUGCCUAACUUGUCUAGCUUUUAUUCUGCAAGCGAUGUUCUUGAGUGUCCAUCCUUGAAAAAAAUUGAUGUACUUGACUGUCCAAAGGUGGAAUUAUUACCUUCAACAUUUUCUAAGGUACAACAUUCAAGCAUGAUUGGUGAGGGAACUGGAGAAAGAGUUUACAAGGGAGACUUUGAUAUUUCCAUUGCGGCUUUUUUUGUUGCCAAGUUUGCAAUCCCAAGCUUGGAAAAACUCAGAGUGGAAUGGAACACUUUAAAGGACAAGUUGAGUGAAAAUUUUCAAGCUGAGUACUUGUGCAGACUGAAAGCCAUUGAGCUGACAUGCUUUUCUGGUGAAUCUGCGCUCUUGCCAUCUAAUGUCCUUCAAAGCUUACCUAGCCUGGAGAAGCUUGUUCUCAGCGAUGCUUCUGUUGAAGAAAUCAUCCUUCAACACAUAAACAAUGGCGAGGAGAAACAUCCUCAGUCGCUCAGAUGUUUGAAAGAACUAAAGCUACUAUCUAAGCUGCCGAAGCUCAAGCGUCUGAAUCUAAUGUCUUUGGAAGUGUCAAAAUGCCAUGGUUUAAGAAAUCUGUUAACGGCCUCAGCAGCUAGAAGUUUUGUGCAACUCAGACGAAUGGAUAUAAAAGAAUGUGAAAGCAUGCAAGAAAUAGUAGCAAGUGAAGCAGACGGAGCUAAAGAUGAUAUUGGAUUCAAUCAACUAGAAUACCUGGGACUUCGAAAUCUACCAUGCCUUACAAGCUUCUGUUCAGGUAAUUACGCUUUCAAUUUCCCAUCUUUGGAAGAGGUGCUGAUUAAAGAAUGCCACAACAUGAAGAUUUUUGCUCAACAAGUCUUAACCACGCCAAAGCUAUUGCGAGUUCGAACGGGAAAAAGGCGCUAUGAAUGGGAAUGGGAAGGCAGCCUUAACAACACCAUUCAAGCCUAUCAUUCAUGGCCUGAUAUUUAUUUUAACUUAAAUUAA
Molecule: messenger RNA, 2253 nt
Organism: Hevea brasiliensis (rubber tree)
Lineage: Eukaryota; Viridiplantae; Streptophyta; Magnoliopsida; Malpighiales; Euphorbiaceae
Exons: 5
Coding region: 1-2253 (750 amino acids)
Source: RefSeq, a predicted model, not a curated record